CCGCCAUUAGACAGGCAUGGUUUUCACGGUUGUGUUGUAUAGAAAGAUUUGUGUUUAGAAGAGGUGUUUCUAUCAACCAUCCUUUGUUUUGAUUAUUUAACAAUCAGUUUCAUUUAACUAAAUUGUUACUCAUUUUUCGUCUGAAGUUAAAUUUAAUAAUUUACAAAUUUUUACAAUAUGUUAGAAAAAGAAACUAAGGAAAAAGAUUCAACAACUGAUUCAGAAUCAGAAGAUUCAGUUCCAGAGUUGGAAGAUGCUCCAGAGGAAGGAGGUGAAGCCAAAACCGGCACUGUUUCGGGUCUCGGUGAUGAUGCCGCUAGUAAGAGUAAACAAUCCCGAAGUGAAAAGAAAGCAAGAAAGGUGAUGUCAAAGUUGGGUUUGAAACAAAUUACCGGUGUUAGUCGUGUUGCAAUUCGCAAAAGUAAGAAUAUCCUGUUCGUAAUUAACAAGCCUGAUGUGUAUAAAAGUCCUGCCUCUGACACCUAUAUCGUUUUUGGUGAAGCCAAAAUUGAAGAUCUUAGUCAAAAGGCCCAAAUGGCGGCAGCCGAAAAAUUCAAGACUCCUGAUGCAUCAUCUAUCCUCAGUGGAGCUGGAGCUUUGGGCGAAGCUGGUGCUGGCCUUGGAACAACAGGACAAGGAACAGGAGCCAGUGCUACUAUAGACGACGUAGAAGAUGAAGAAGUUGAUGAAACUGGAAUCGCCGAAAAGGACAUUGAAUUAGUUAUGAGUCAAGCCAAUGUCAACAAGAGUAAAGCAAUUAAGGCUUUGCGUGAAAAUAACAAUGAUAUUGUCAAUGCUAUUAUGGACCUAACCAUGUGAUUUUUGUAAAUUGAUCCCUUUUGAGUUGAUAAACUUGAUUGACUGAAUUUCAACCGUUUUUCCGUCCAUUAUUUCCCUAAGACAAUCAGUUUAACAAUUUA
Molecule: messenger RNA, 920 nt
Organism: Tetranychus urticae (two-spotted spider mite)
Lineage: Eukaryota; Metazoa; Arthropoda; Arachnida; Trombidiformes; Tetranychidae
Gene: Nacalpha
Product: nascent polypeptide associated complex protein alpha subunit
Cellular component (GO): nascent polypeptide-associated complex
Source: RefSeq, a predicted model, not a curated record